Eucalyptus grandis is the source of this 796-nucleotide messenger RNA. RefSeq names its product transcription factor CPC. The transcript is spliced from 3 exons. Gene Ontology annotation, cellular component: nucleus. The coding region runs from base 260 to 508 and encodes 82 amino acids. The record is from RefSeq and is a predicted model, not a curated record. Lineage: Eukaryota; Viridiplantae; Streptophyta; Magnoliopsida; Myrtales; Myrtaceae. Gene Ontology annotation, molecular function: transcription cis-regulatory region binding. Gene Ontology annotation, biological process: cell differentiation.
GCUGCAACUACCCAUCAAACUUGGACUUCCCCGAACUACCAUUCCUCUGUUCAGACACGCCCUUAGACUCUCUCUGGUUCUGUCUCUCACCGGCCAUUCUUCGCCGUUUCGACGAACUUUCCCCCCCUUAUUUAACGCUUCCCCUCGGUUAACCUCGCCUUUCAACUUCACCCAACGCCAACAGUUUUGACCCCUCUUUAACCCCUACUCCAAGAAAAAUACCCAACAAGAAAAUUCCUCGCGCUUCACCGGAAUUUCAAUGGCUGACUCGGGUCUCUCCUCUUCUCACGCUGCAACGACAUCAGCGGACUUUAGAGGGGAUGGUAGUCGGGACUCAAAGCUGCCGCGUUUCUCCGAAGAUGAGGAGACCCUUAUAGCCAGGAUGUACACUCUGGUUGGUCGAAGGUGGUCGCUGAUCGCCGGGCGGAUUCCGGGGAGGUCGGCGGAGGAGAUCGAGAAGUACUGGACUUCGAGAUACAUUCGAAUGGUGAAUGAACAGCGAAACUAGAAGUUGCGGGAGGAAAGAAUUUUCCCUCCCCUUCCAAGAGAAGGAAAUUUUCCGGGAAAGUUUCUGGGAUUUUCUGUUUUGUUUUUCUCUUUGUGGAGGGAAAAUUUUUCUAAUGCCUUUGCCGAGCAGGAGGGGGGGAAAACCGGCGGUUCUGGUACUCGGGUAGUAUUUUCUUUAGUUGAAAGAAAAAGGAAAUAUCUCGAAUGAGAAGGAAAUUUUAGUGUAGCGUAUUGUAACGUAGAGUCUGAAGUGCUUGUGAAUAUGAAUGUCAUUUUAGCGGUAAUGUAA